GCAGGCCCCGGCUCCGGCCCUGGCUGUGAGGGCGCUUCGAUGCGGGGCUAGGAGCGCAGCCGCCCCUCGGCCUGCCUGCCCUGCCCGGGCGCGGAGCCGCGCUUUCUUCUCAGCCCGGAGCCGUCGGCCUCAGCGUCUGCGAUGAACCCGGUGAAUGCUACAGCCCUGUACAUCUCCGCCAGUCGCCUGGUGCUCAACUACGGCCCCGGAGAGGACCCGCAGUGCCUGGCCGAGAUCGGCAAGCUGCUGCCCUACUUCCGGCAGUCGCUCUCUUGCUGUGUGUGCGGAGAUCUGCUGCAAGAUCCAAUUGCACCCACCAAUUCCACAUGCCAGCAUUAUGUAUGCAAAACCUGUAAGGGCCAGAAGAUGAUGAUGAAACCAUCGUGUAGUUGGUGCAAGGACUAUGAGCAGUUUGAAGAAAAUAAACAGUUAAGCAUUCUAGUGAAUUGCUAUAAAAAACUAUGUGAGUACAUUACACAAACACCACUAGCACGGGAUAUUAAAAAAGCUGCUGAGACUUCUCCAGAUCUAUUGCCUUUGCUUAAAGAUGGCGCUGCACUCCAUGAAGACACAGAAGAAACAUCUGAUGAAGCCGUUGCAUUGUGUAUCACACAUUCCCCAUCACCUUCAACCUCAGAGCAUGCUAAUGAGCCUCCAGCAUGCCGUUCUUCUGUUCCUGAAAGUACACAGGAGUCUGAUGUGAAAGGCUCCACUGUUAAUGGGUUGCCCAAUUGCAAUGGGCUGUCAGUAGAUAAAAUUGGAGCAAAUAUUCCUUCUCCUGAACAAGCAAAUACAGUUGAUGUAUGUAGCCCUGCACUGUGCAUAGAAACUGACGAUAAUUCUAGCAAUCUUCAGCCUGGCCAGUGCUUAAAAAGUGACGAUAUUUCUAGCAAUCUUCAGCCUGGACAGUAUGUAAAAACUGAAGCUAUUUCCAGCAGUCUUCAGCCUAUCUGUGAUGCUGUUUCUCCUAGUAACUUGUGUGUGGCAAGCAGUGAUACCUGCAGUUUCAGCAAAGACACCACCAAACCUGGUGAUUCUCUUCUACUUAGUGUUGAGGAAGUGCUACGGAGCUUGGACUCCAACACAGAGGUCUGUGGUCCUAAUCUUCAACAUAGCUUGGAAACCAAUAUAUCCAACGGCCCUUUUUUGCAGCUUUGCUCUCCGCCUCCUAGCCAUAGCAUGUUCAUGUCAAUGGGUGCUUCACCUUAUGGGAUUUCAUGUACAGCUGUGACACCGAAGGCGGUAAAAUUAAAUAGAAAGCGAUCGCGUUCUGAAAGUGACAGUGAAAAGGUUCAGCCUCUUCCCAUUUCCAGCAUCCUUCGUGGCCCAACGUUGGGAGCCUCAGCCCCGGUAACAGUGAAACAGGAUACAAAGAUGUCUUUGCAGCCUGUAGCAGCUGUACCAAAUGGAGGCACCGCUCCUAAAAUAGGCAAAACUGUACUCUUAGCAAAUAAAGGCAUGAAAAAGACUCUAGACCACACCGCCAAGAAACCCCACCCGAAAUCCAAAACAGGAAUGCUGAAAAAAUCAAGAGCUGGCAGUCAUGUGCCAGGUGGUCUAACAAAAACGGUGUACAAAAAGCCACAGGAAAAGAAAGGGUGCAAAUGUGGUCGAGCCACCCAAAAUCCAAGUGUUCUUACAUGUCGUGGCCAACGCUGUCCUUGUUACUCGAACCGUAAAGCUUGCUUAGACUGCAUAUGCCGUGGCUGCCAAAAUUCAUAUAUGGCUAAUGGGGAGAAGAAACUGGAGGCAUUUGCAGUGCCAGAAAAGGCCUUGGAGCAGACUAGGCUCACCUUGGGCAUUAAUGUGACAAGCAUUGCCGUGCGCAAUGCCAGCACAAGUACCAGUGUAAUUAAUAUGACAGGGUCACCAGUAGCAACGUUUUUAGCUGCCAGUACAAACGAUGAUAAGAACUUGGACGAAGCUAUAGACAUGAGAUAUGACUGCUGAGUCAAUUUUUUUCUUUUUGAUCUUUCUCUCCUGCCUUUGGUAGGGGGACUGCUAUAAUUUUGAGGGCAGCUAUGGUUCUGUUUAACUUGCCGGAGCUCCUGCAUAUAGAUCACUUGUAUCAAGUGUUUUUCAUUGCUAUGUUGUGUGUUAGUGUCUGGGAAAUAGUUUGACGGUAAUUGCGGAGUUACCCUGAAACUGUCUUUAGUUCUUACAGCACCUCAUAGUUUCAGAUCAAAUGCUAAUGUAAAUGAUUUAUAAUACACAAUUACUUUUGGGCAAAUAUUGACCUUGUACCAGUUCAUGCUUUGUGCUUAAUCAGAGAUUGAUUGAAUAUACAGCAAUGGUUUCUAGUCAGUCCAUCACAGUUGUGGUAAUUUAUUAUGUACCCAUGUUUAGAGUCAGUGUCGCAGGAAAUCGGCGUCAAGCUCAUGCUGCAGUUGUAGUAAAAAUGUCACAGCCAGUCUUCUCAUACCACGUUAUUGUGGAUAGGGAGAUUAGUAAUUGAGCACUUUAAACUUGUUCAAAAAUUGAAGUCAUUUUAAUUUUCCAUCUAGUGUAUGUUGUCCUGAAGCAAAGAAAACUAUGAAACUGGGCCCUCCUGUCAGAUUUGAACACUCAAGAUUCUCAAAUAUAUGUUUCUUUUUCUCUAGAGUAAUAUUUCAGAAAUAGUAAUAGAAGUUCCAUUGUCAUGAAGCAGACUUUGAAGACAUUAUUAUUAUUAUUAUUUUAUUAUUAUUUUUGGAAGAAUUUGCAGAUUGAUGUCACUAGUCUUUUGCAUUAUGUGUCAUACUGUAAACGCUAAUCUUCAAGAUAUUAUUGUGGAGUUCAUUAUGAAAUAGGUAAUGUAUAUUUUGGAAUGUGCUAGUUAGCUACAAAAUAAAAGCAAUUUAAUUCUCAUGCCAAAAUUACUGAGACAUCAUUGUAUAUGUUAGUUUCUAGCUGUUGGCAAGAGCAUACCUCCUCCCGCUUCACACAAACAUGCUUGGAAUAAUAGCAGCAUGAUGACACUGUGAGGGCAUUGGCAUUCUGCUGAGAUUCUCCCAUGCAGCUACUACUUCAAGAGCCUAGUGCCUGUUUCCCCCAGCUUUGCUGGCAUAAAUCUGCUCCUAUCUGGGUGGAGUCCUGGAUGGGAUUAGACACCAGCUGGAUGCACCAAGAAGAGACACAGCAGGGCAUUGGUUGAAAGUGACUAACAUGCUGCUGUGUACCCAAGUUUGGAACAGCAGGGAUGUGCCAAGCAUGGAAUUGGUGUGGUGGAUGUUGCAAGUUAAUCUUGGAGCCCAUCGGAGCUGUUCUACCUUCUGCUCCACACACAAGCUUUUGUCUUUAGCUUAUUUCCAAUUAUACCAUGAAAGAAACAGCAAACCGUAAAGUUGAAAAUAUACCACUUUGUAUCAAUCCUCCUAUUGUUGAGAUGUGUGCCUAGAACAGGGUUAGCCAGUGUGGUAGCAUCCCGAUGUUAGAUUGCAACUCCCAUCAUUCCUGACCAUUGACCAUGCUGGCUGGGGCUGAUGGGAGUUGUGAUCUACAUCACCUGAAGGUCACCAUGUUGGCUGCCUCUGGUCUAGCAUGUAAGUUCUUCAGUUUGCGUAUCUAUGGGCUGACUAGAAUGGAAAAGAUUACCCUGCUAUUUUAAGGACAAUAGUUCAAUAACCUGUUUGAAGAGAAGUGAUGCCAGAAUUUCUAAAACUCCUUUACAUUUGCCAUCUAGUUGUUCAUUAAGUGACAUUGCCAGGGAAUUAUGACAUUAGACACUUUGGAUUUGGCACAAAGCAUGUACAAUGAUGGUUACUAGGUCUGAAAAGUAAGCAAAAGGUUUUGGACACCAAUUGGAUGAUGCCUCCUUUUUGUUCUGUAGUGUACCAUGGUGUCAUUUUAUGUGAAUGUGGUCAAAUAGCGUUUUUGUUGGCUUUUUGGUUUGUUUCCCCCCUGUCUUUUCUGUGGGUAGGGCAGGGUGUGUGUGUUUGGGGGGGGGGUUAAAGCCAUAGAAAGAAGGAUGUGAUGUACGUGUUCCGUAUGUACUUUUUUUGUUUCUGUUUUGCAAGAAGAGUUGAAAAAUAUUUUUGAUAAUGAGAGUAAAUGGUGGAAAAUGCUCUUUAGUAUUCUCGUCUCUUUUUUUUGCCAGCCCAAACUCCUGAAUUCUGUGUUUAAUUUUGAGGUUUACUAUGUCCUAUUAAAACAUAAUUAGUUAAA
Molecule: messenger RNA, 4143 nt
Organism: Podarcis raffonei (Aeolian wall lizard)
Lineage: Eukaryota; Metazoa; Chordata; Lepidosauria; Squamata; Lacertidae
Gene: MSL2
Product: MSL complex subunit 2
Exons: 2
Coding region: 142-1950 (602 amino acids)
Cellular component (GO): MSL complex
Molecular function (GO): ubiquitin protein ligase activity
Source: RefSeq, a predicted model, not a curated record